GGAGGAUGGAGAGCUGGAGGAAGGGGAGCUGGAGGACGACGGAGGGGAGGAGGCGCAGGACCCCUCCGAAUCUCGAGAGAGAAGUCGGAAGGAGAAAGGGGAGAAGCACCACAGCGAUUCGGACGAUGAGAAAGCCCAUCGACGGAUGAAGCGCAAGCGUCGGAAAGAGAGGGAGAAGGAGAAGAGGAGAUCCAAGAAGAAAAGGAAAUCCAAACACAAGCGCCACGCUUCUUCCAGCGAUGACUUCUCCGAUUACAGCGAGGACUCGGACUUCAGUCCCGGGGAAAAGGGGCACAGAAAAUACCGGGAAUACAGCCCUCCCUACUCCUCCUCCCACCAGCAGUAUCCGUCCUCUCACAACGCCCCCAUGCAAAAGAAGAGCUACUCUAAAAUGGAGAGCAAGAGCUACGGCAUGUACGAGGACUACGAGAACGAGGAGUACGGCCAUUACGAGGGGGAGGAGGAUGAAGUUAUGGGGAAGGAAGAUUACGACGACUUUGCAAAAGAGCUGAAUCAGUACCGGAGAGCGAAGGAAGGCUCUCACCGGGGCCGAGGUGGCCGUGGCCGAGGCAGAGGCUACCGGGGGCGAGGUGGCAGGGAGAGAGGAGGCCGAGGCAUGGGCCGAGGGAACCGUGGGCGAGGCAGGCCUGACCACCCCGAGGAAGAUGAGGAAAUGUAUGAGGAAGAGAUGGAAUACUGCGAUAACGACGAGCCCAUGGUCGACGACGAGUACGACGACUACUCGAAAGAGCUGAAUCAGUACCGCAGGAGCAAGGAGAAUCGUGGACGGGGUUUAAAUCGGGGACGUGGCCGUGGCCCCAGAGGAAGAGGAAACAAAGGAAUGGGUCGAGGACGGGGCAGAGGUGGAAACAGAAGCGGAAUGGGGAAAGGUGGUGGAAUGAACGAAGACGACGAUUACUACGACGACGACAUGGGAGACGGAGGAGGUGGCGGAAACUACCGGCGGAACGACCACGACAAACCCCACCAGCAGUCGGAUAAGAAAGGGAAAGUGAUCUGCAAAUACUUUGUGGAAGGCAGAUGUACCUGGGGCGACCACUGCAACUUCAGUCACGACAUCGAACUGCCGAAGAAACGGGAACUGUGCAAGUUCUACAUCACCGGCUACUGCGCCCGGGCGGAGAACUGCCCCUACAUGCACCCAGGUCCUCCUCCCCCCAGGUUCCCCGGGCCAGGGGGACCGCCAGGACCGAUGCCUGGCCCCAUGCACCCCGACAUGCACCCCGACAUGCACCCUGACAUGCAUCCCGACAUGCACCCGGACAUGCACCCCGACAUGCACCCGGACAUGCACCCGGACAUGCACCCCGACAUGCCGAUGGGCCCGGGAAUGAACCCCGGCCCUCCCAUGGGUCCCGGCCCCCCCAUGAUGCCCUACGGACCGGAUGAUUCCCCCCACUCCGGCAUGAUGCCGCCCGUCCCGCCGGCGCCAGCCUUCUACGACAAUUUUUACCAGCAGCAGGAAGGUCUGGAGAUGGAUCACGGCAUGAUGGGAGACCCAGAAGACUACGGCGGUUACGAGGACAUGGAGGUGCCUCCAGGAGAGCACAUGUUCCCGGAUCCGUCCUUGGAUCACGACGCCUUGUGCGAAGGGGGCCCGCCCGGCUUGCCGAAGCCGCCGGGCAGCAUCCCCGAUUUCAUGCCGUCGGCACAGAGAGCGCUGUACUUGAGAAUCCAGCAGAAGCAGCAAGAGGAAGAGGAGCGAGCUCGGAGGCUGGCUGAGAGCAGCAAGCAAGAACGCGAAAAUGAGGAAGGCGAUACCGGUAACUGGUAUUCCAGUGACGAAGACGACGGUGGAAGCAGCGUCACCUCCAUCUUGAAAACCCUCCGGCAGCAAAGCUCCGGCAGAGCCUCCCACGGAGAGAUCGGACCCCCCUCCGCCGUCAGCGACCCUCGCCUGCAAAAAGCCCAGGCGGGAGGGAGCGGUCGCCCCGCCGAUCCGCGUUUACGGGAUCCCAGGCUUUCCCGGAACGCCGACCUUUCCGUCCCGGCUCUCCCCGGGGAUUCGGGACCCACCGACCCCCGACUCGCGCGACACAUUCCCUCCUCCGUGCCCAAGCCAGAAGCUCCUCAUUCCGGCGUCGGCCAGAAACCCCCCCUGCUCCCCGAGGAGGAGGAAGGGGAAAGGGCUCUGCGGGAUAAGCCCGUCAGCAUCCCCUUGGAUGCUCUCCCGGGCCAUUCCCUGCGGGAUCCCCGCUCCCAGCUCCAGCAGUUCAGGCACAUCAAGAAAGACGUCGUCCUCAACAAGCCCAACUUCGCCCGCCUGGUCCUGUGGAGCCCGGAGGAUCUGAUCCCGCUCCCCAUCCCCAAGCAGGAGUUCGUCCCCGUCCCGGCUGCCCUUCAAUCCAUGCCCACCCUCGACCCGCGUCUUAACAGGCCCCAGUCGGGUCUUUCCGACCCCAGGCAGAGUCGGGGAACGGCGCCGGGAGACGCCGGGCCCUCGUCGGGCACCGGGCUCCCCGAUUUCGAGCUCCUCUCGAGGAUAUUAAAGAAUGGCAACGCCGUCG
Molecule: messenger RNA, 2528 nt
Organism: Opisthocomus hoazin
Lineage: Eukaryota; Metazoa; Chordata; Aves; Opisthocomiformes; Opisthocomidae
Source: RefSeq, a predicted model, not a curated record